Mesorhabditis spiculigera is the source of this 2493-nucleotide messenger RNA. The record is from the annotation of a GenBank genome assembly. NCBI's taxonomy places the organism in Eukaryota, Metazoa, Nematoda, Chromadorea, Rhabditida, Rhabditidae.
AUGGGGCUGCAAACGCCAUUCGACAAGGCGACGCACACGAUCAACUGGGUGCCGAUUGGGGAUAUCAUGCUCAAAACAGAGCCCGUAUACGACCGCCACGAGCCGAUCAGCAUCAAAAAGGCCGUCCAUUUUGCGGCCUGUCCUUUUGGAGGGCCGAUUGCAAUUGCUGAAUGUCGACCAGAUUCCUCGUGGGAUGUGAUGAUUCGGACGGCUGCCGCCAGGCCGUUGUUGCAAGAACCGAUUCGAAGAGGUGACGUUGCGGGCAUUGGCUGGUCUCGCGCUCACCGGCUGCUCAUCCUCGAUAAUAAAAGCUGCGUGAAUCGUUUUAAACCGAAUGGCCGAUCCGAUGGCUCCUUUUACUUUUCGACGGAUAUCACUGACAUCAAGGACUAUUGCGUGUUCAAUUAUGGUGCUCGAGACACGGGAAUGGCCAUCCUUGACGGCCAGAAUCGCAUUUUUGUCGUGAAUUCGGUGAAGGAGGCCAUUCCCUGGUUGAUGCAAUCACCAAUGAGUGAUCGUCCCUCGGCAUGGUGUGCCCUCCAUUCUUCCUCCCUCAGCUCUGUCAUCUGCGUCUACGGCAACAAAUUUCUGAUGGGACAACAGGGAGAGACGAUGAGGGUUAUUCCGACUUCUUGGGCCGAAAAAGACGGUGACUACUGUAGGAUGAGCUCGGAUUGGAAUGUAUCCAGGGUCGCGCUAUAUCACUCGAAACGGCUCAUCCAAAUCGUCUCCGCCGAUUUGUCGAAAAUUUUCCAAUCGAUUACCGUCCCUGGCGAGCACGCGAUCUUCAAAUUGGGAUGGGUAGGAGAAUCGUCCGUUUUUCUCCAGAGAACGCAGUCGAUUAUUCAGUUCUUUUCGGUGGAUGAUGCGCAAGCGGUUUAUGAGCAUAACGGCGAGCACGUGCAAGUGACCAGCGAACCGGACGGCGUUCGAAUGUAUGCAAAUACUGGAUCGACAUUUGCCAGCCCUGUUUCAGGCGACGAAAAAGGGGUCCUUGGAAUGGGCUACAGUUCGCAGGGAGCAUUUCUAUUCGAGGCAUACAUUCGAGCAUGCCAGAAUAGAGCCCUCAAUGCUUUCGAGAAUCUCACUGCGGGUGUUACGGAUAUGCCAAAAGCAAUCGCUCAGUGCAUGGGUGCCGCGUGCUCGGUCUCCGAUCCGACCCUUCAGAAGCAGUUGUUAAUGGCGAUCCGUUUCGGAAUCCCAUUUUGCACAAACUUCGAUUCAUCCCAGCUGGUCCGCGCUCUCGGCCAAUUCAGAAUUAUCAAUGAGGUCCGGAUGGUGAGGACCGGGAUCCCCAUCACAUAUCUACAAUUGGAGGAAUUGUCGGUGAAAUCGCUGGUAAAUCGGCUCGUGGAAAUUGGGGCUUUUGGAGUGGCCUCCAGGGUAUCGAUGGGUUGUGAUGAGACGAAAAAUGAUGGAAAUGACGUCGUGCUGCUUGAAUGGGUCAAAGCCAAUUUCGACAAACUGGCCAACCGUGGUGCUUAUGCCGAUAUGACAGUGCUGGACGAGAAAAUCGCACAAAAAUUUUCCGAGUUUCCGCAAGUAUCUUUUGCCGAUGCGGCACGUCGAGCCGCUGAAGCUGGCCUUCCCCAAUUGGCGAGAUUGUUGAUCAAAAGAGAGACCGACGAGGAGAAACAGGUCUCUGUCCUCCUCUCCCUGCAAGAUGUGAGUGAUGCCCUCGGUCUGGCCGCCAAGGCCCAAAAGCCCGAAUUGAUGCACCAAGUCAUUCGACAUCUCAUCAAACAGAAGAAUAGGACCACGUAUGAGUUGGAGAUUCAGAAGAUUCCACAGGCGCGCUGCCUCUAUGCGGAAUACGUAACGCAACGUAGCGGUGGAGCCCUGGGAAAUGGCGGGGCGAGAAUGUUGGCAUUGCUGGAGCAGAACUCCGAUUACGACAGGAAAUUGCUGUUCCAUUUGGAUGCUUCGGAACAGGCUGAUCCGAUUAUUCAGUCCGAAGAACACCGUCAACACCUCGAAUCGGCCAAAGAAAUAGCCGGACAAAUGAAAGAUGCAAAUAUCGUGGAGGUCGUCACGAUGGCAUGCAAUCAAUUGGCUGCUGAUUGGAAUGUGUCGACUGUUAGACAACAGAUCAUUGUCAACGCCUCCAAGCCGGAUAUCGUCCAGAAAACGAAGCAGCAGUACAAACUGACUGAUAAACAGGUCACGCUGUGGGUAAUCGAAGGUCUGGCCGCCGACAAGAAAUGGGAACAACUUUUUGAUAUGGCCAGCAAGAAAUCACCAUAUGGAUUGGCGCCAUUCAUCGAGGCCACGAUUCGACACGGCAAUAAGCAACAGGCCGAGCGCUUUCUGUCUCGAUUAAAUGAUUAUAAAGUGACCGAGAGGGUGGUUGCACAUAUCGCAUAUGGAAAUUUUGCCACCGCCGCCAAGCUUGCAUACGAUGCCAAGGACUAUGACUUGAUGCAACGGGUCCUCCGGAAAUCGCAUACGGAUAAGGAACAAGAAAAAACUGUCUUGAAACUACGAAACGCAAUG